Aspergillus tanneri is the source of this 1401-nucleotide messenger RNA. RefSeq names its product zinc finger-containing protein ZPR1 (gene zpr1). The record is from RefSeq and is a predicted model, not a curated record. The coding region runs from base 1 to 1401 and encodes 466 amino acids. The transcript has 2 exons. NCBI's taxonomy places the organism in Eukaryota, Fungi, Ascomycota, Eurotiomycetes, Eurotiales, Aspergillaceae. Gene Ontology annotation, cellular component: cytoplasm; nucleus. Gene Ontology annotation, molecular function: zinc ion binding.
AUGUCUGCAGAAGACAAUGUCGAGUCCCAGUUUCAGAAACCGGGUGACUUGGUAGAGCAAGAUGAUGAUACGGGUGUAAUGCAGCUGGAGAGUCUUUGCAUGAAUUGCCAUGAAAAUGGAUUGACCAAGCUUCUACUCCUUCGAGUGCCUUUCUUCCGUGAUAUUAUCCUUGAGUCUUUCGAAUGCGAACACUGCCAUUUUAAAAACAACUCCGUCAAAUCCGCCGGCCAGAUCCAGGAGCAGGGAUCGAAAUACACACUGGAUGUCGAAAAUGAGGAUGACCUUCAGCGACAAGUCAUUCGAAGCGAUGUCUCGACCUUCAAGGUUGAAUCUUUGGGGAUUGAGAUGCCAAAGGGCGAGAGCCAACUGACGACGGUCGAAGGAGUCAUUCAAAGGAUCCACGAGUCUCUCUCCAGCGAGCAACCCCUGCGGAAAGAACAGGCCCCUGAACUCUACGAUGCACUUGAGCCGAUCAUUGAAAAGCUUCAGAAGAUCCUUGAUAGAGAGGGUUAUCCCUUCACAAUUUCCCUAGAUGAUCCUACCGGCAAUUCUUGGAUUGCCCCUACUGCCAGUGACUCAGGAAACAAAUACCGACGCCGUGAUUACCCCCGUACCCACGAACAGAACGAAGAGCUUGGAAUUACUGCCGACCCCGAUGCAGUGAAAACUGAAGGCAAAACUCUGGAAAGUGCCGAUGAUCUUGAUGACCUUGACAUUGUCGAUGGUCAGGUAUACAGUCUCCCUUCGGAAUGUCCUGGCUGCAAUAAGGCAUGCUUCGUCAAUAUGAAGAAGGUGAACAUUCCGUACUUCAAGGAAGUCUAUAUUUGGGCUACGUCCUGCGAUCACUGUGGAUACCGCACCAGCGAAGUUAAGACCGGUGGUGAAGUUCCUAAUAAGGGCAAGCGCAUCACCCUUAAGGUCGAGGAUGAAGUGGAUCUUGCUCGUGAUAUUCUGAAAUCUGACACUUGCGCGCUUCACAGUGAUGAGCUGGAGGUCACUGUUCAGCCUGGCACCUUGGGGGGCCGUUUUACUACUGUCGAGGGUCUACUUACAGAGGUCCGGGACCAGCUUCAUGGCCAGAUAUUUGACAUUGAUGACACUACCGGUAGUGGCGGUGACAGCAUGGCGGUUUCUGACAAGGAGAAAUGGGACCGCUUCUUCAGCCGUCUUGAUAGUGCCAUCAAAGGGGAGAUGAAGUUUGUCAUUACGCUGGAAGACCCAAUGGCCAACAGCUACGUCCAAGAUAUGUGUGCCCCGGCCGUCGACCCCAAAAUCACGACCGAGGAAUAUGAACGAACCGAAGAGGAAGAAGAAGAACUAGGCCUGAAGGACAUGAAGGUUGAAGGAUACGAGGCUGAUGAGCAGACGAAGGAUCAGCCUGUGGAGGAGCAGAAGUCAUGA